GAUUAUUAUACAUAUUUACCUGUGCCGAGUCACUACUAUUUUUCCAAUAACUCAUUUUAUGCUGUGGGGAUAUACACGUUUAUUUAUUUAUUUAUCUAUCUAUGCACUGAGUGGACAUACUUUACUAGACGACUCACAGCUUGCUUUUCAGUGUUAAGAAUGUACUAGACGACUCAUAACUUGCAAAGACCGUGUCGAUAUAUUCUGCUGAAGGUAGAGUUUACUUGCUCUUCGCAUACUGUAGGACAGAACCAGAGGAACAACAACAAUUAUGGGUAAAAAUAUCAACGCAAGAAUGGCUCCUAAGUCAUGGGCUCUAUGGUCGAAGCCUGAAGGUAAGGUUAUGAGCAACAAGACUUGCAUCAAAGCAGACAAACGCGAUAUUACCCUCCUCGUUCUUCUCCUCCGUCACCGCAUCACCCCUCCGGUACCAUACAUUAUUAUUACCGAAAUUAUUCUUAGCAUGUCACCGGACACUUACCAGGAUCUGUGCCGUAAGAACUGCAGAUUAGAGAACCUGACAGAGGAACAACAAUAUCAUUGGUUCGCUUGGUGGUGCAAAGAAAUGGAGAAGAAAGAAAUAAUGAAAGGUGGUGGGAGAUGGGUAGCUGCUGUUAAUUGGGAGAAUGAAAGAAUCAAAGAGAUAUGUGGUUGUCUUCGAGACCAACUACAAGGUCGAGGUCCAGUGUUUGAACUUGUAGACCAAGAAGGUGUCAACAGAUUGAAAUUACAAGUUGGGCAAAAAAAGCUACUCAUAAAGCAGAAUAAGAUCUUGAAGGAGAAAGAAGAGUUCAUACGAGCGCAGGAGGAUCAGAGCACUUUGCAAGCGGACUGGUAUCUCAAGAAUGACUGUGCGUAUAACUCCGAUAGGAUCAAGAUAAUACGGGUGUGUACUGACCAACAUUUUUCAGGGAGACACGGUAGCGUCCCUGAUCUUACCCACCUCAACCCCAAGUCUGUGAUCGGGCAAGGAUAUCCGAUGGAUGACUUUCUUAGGCCUUUCGACGACGACUUACGGAGCUGGAAUUCUACUUUCGAUACGGCCAGUACAAUUUUAGCUCCCUCUACCCACUCUUCGUCUGCUAGCCUGACCGCUUGGUCUAACUCUUCUACAAUUACUUCCUCUAUUAUGCCCCUUGGGUAUACCGAUGAAGAGGAUAAAAUUCUUAAGAAAGUCGACGAAAACAAAGCCACCAAAGAAUUCGAGAAAAUCAUGGAGUUCAAGGAAGCGAUGCGAAACAAGCUCGACAAAUUGGACAUGGCAGAGAAAGAGGGUAGAUUGGUCAAUGCUUGGAUGAUGACUGACUCUAUGGUAGAGGUGUGUUGAGGGUAAAUAAAGAAAAACGCUCUGGAGAAUGAUGGGUAGGGUCAUCACAUAUUCUCGUGAUAUUAUGAUAGAAACGCGUGGAGUUUGUGCUUAAAGCAUGGGCGGAGGACUUCCAACGCAAGAUGUAAUUUUCAAAUGAAUUUAGAAGUUAGAAUAAAGGAAUAUUCCAAGUAUUUAUCUACCUAGUAAGAUGCAUUCUCAAGGCGAUUGGCGCAUGUGAGACAAUCGACCAGUGGAGUGGGGCA
Botrytis cinerea B05.10 is the source of this 1572-nucleotide messenger RNA. RefSeq lists its product as hypothetical. The coding region runs from base 272 to 1327 and encodes 351 amino acids. The record is from RefSeq and is a predicted model, not a curated record. The transcript has 3 exons. NCBI's taxonomy places the organism in Eukaryota, Fungi, Ascomycota, Leotiomycetes, Helotiales, Sclerotiniaceae.